AUGGACUUCUCUGUCUCUGCUUUUGUAGAGAGACUGAAUACAACUCCAUACCUCGACAGGGAGGAAGAGUCCAACAGUUCCUCACCUUUGGAUGAAGCUUUCUUGUACUACUUGCGGGAAUGGACUUUCAGCCCAUCAUAUACAAACACGAAGGUGUUUUUAAUUCCUCCACUUGUUUGCUUCAUGGCAGGUGUCCUCAUCAUUCCAUCCAUCUUGUUUGUGAUUCUCUCCAGGUUUAAUAUCCGUCAGGAAACAAGGUACAUGCUGCUGGGAAACGCUUUGCUCUGUGACCUGAUAUACAUUUUUUUCUACACCCUGUCUGCUGUUUUUAAUGCAGCAAAUCUAACGCUCCCCAAGGAAACUUGUGUCCUCCUGCUGUUUCUGCUGGCACUGGCUUACUGUGGAGGAUUGUUCACAGCAGCUGCCAUGGUCUUGGACACAUACAUAGCUAUUUCAUUUCCUUUGCGCUACAUUACUAUAUUGCCUGCUUCACGAACGAAAAAAGUCAUUGUAUUACUAUGGAUCUGCUCUGCAGUUUUCCUUGCAAUUUUAUUCUUGUUGCUAUGGAGCACUCAGAACUAUAUGCCCUGCGUCCUGGAAAUGUGCUCCGUUCCAGUGAUCCUAGUAUUAACACUGAAUGGGACCAAUGCUACGAAACUCUGUUACUGGCUUGCUGCCUCUGUUGUCUUUCUCUGUCUGUUUGUAAUGCUCUGUUGCUAUGCUAUUCUGUAUUUUAAAACAAGAAAAUCCGGGAUAUGGGAGAGCAUCUCCUCUAGAGCCAGUGUGACAUUCUUAAUGCACCACACUGUGCUAUUCUUUUACUUCUCUCCACUGCUGGCCUUUCUUGUAGAAUCUCUUUUGUAUAUUAACUCUGUCAUUGGGCUGAAGACAGGAAUGUGGGUCUCCCUGGCAAUCUGCAACAUCCUGAUGAUUCUGCCUAAAGUUUUGUUCCCUUUCCUGUACGGGCUGCGGUAUAGAGAGAUCUCAGCCUCUCUGAAAUCCAUGGUCAGAAGGAAGCGUCUUUGCCUGGUGUCACCUGCUCCGUCACCAUCCUGA
Molecule: messenger RNA, 1056 nt
Organism: Nothoprocta perdicaria
Lineage: Eukaryota; Metazoa; Chordata; Aves; Tinamiformes; Tinamidae
Gene: GPR148
Product: G protein-coupled receptor 148
Exons: 1
Coding region: 1-1056 (351 amino acids)
Biological process (GO): G protein-coupled receptor signaling pathway
Cellular component (GO): membrane
Molecular function (GO): G protein-coupled receptor activity
Source: RefSeq, a predicted model, not a curated record